UUAAUACAAAUCAGAUUUAAAUACGAUAUCUAGCGAUAACAAGUGAAUGUCAUUGUUCUAUUAGCGUUGCCACCUAACAUUAGUGCCAUCUGGCCACGUCACUUUGGUACUCUCUUUGCUGCUCUCUUUUGUGCCGACAUUCUCAUUCUACGUACGUAUAUACCGCAACACAAAAAGUUUUAGCUCGUUGGCAAAACAAGUGAAAAAUUAAAACAAAUACCGUGGAUUGGCUAAGUGUCAACCGCUAAAAUUAAGAAGCAAGAACAAGCAACGAGCAGCACCCAACACUAACACUAAAAAAAAACUGUGACGAGUCAUUUAAAAUGAAUAUCUUUCGGUUUGUUGGCGACCUCUCGCACGUAUUUGCCAUAAUAAUAUUAUUACUUAAAAUAUGGAAGACGCGAAGCUGUGCCGGCAUCUCCGGCAAAUCUCAAAUCCUGUUCGCAAUUGUCUACUUGACACGUUAUCUGGAUCUGUUCACCACAUACGUGAGUCUCUACAACUCUGUGAUGAAGGUGCUCUUUCUGGCUGGAUCGGGCGCCACAGUAUAUCUGAUGUAUGUGAAGUUUAAGGCAACCUACGACCAUAAUCAUGAUUCUUUCCGCAUCGAAUUUCUGCUGGUACCGUGUGCUUUGCUCUCGUUGUUGAUUAAUCACGAAUUUACCGUCAUGGAGGUUCUCUGGACAUUCUCGAUCUACUUGGAGUCGGUUGCCAUAUUGCCGCAACUGUUUCUGGUCAGCAAGACCGGCGAAGCUGAGUCUAUAACAAGCCAUUAUCUGUUCGCUCUUGGAUCGUAUCGUGCUCUAUACUUGGUCAACUGGGUGUACCGUUACAUGGUUGAAUCGCACUACGAUCUAAUUGCGAUCUUCGCUGGCAUCGUCCAGACCAUUCUCUACUGCGAUUUCUUCUAUCUUUAUAUUACCAAAGUGCUCAAAGGCAAAAAGCUACAGCUGCCAGCAUAAAUGUAGCAAAAUUAAUUCCAUUUCAUGGGCGGUCUUAUCUUUUCAAUGACAGCAUAGAAACGGAGCAGCAAUAUCUAUAAUGUGGACCGCUUGCUAAGCGUUAAUAGUAGUUUAUAAUCAUAUAAUAAAUGAGAACAGAAAACGAUAAAAAAAAACAUUGAUAUUGUAUAUCGAAAGUAAAACGGGAACAUUUUUGUGUUGCGUUUAGUUUAAACAAGAACGUAAGAAUUUUAAUUAUGUGGCACAUUAAGAAAAAACUCAUGCUAAUUAAAACUAUACACAAAUGUACAAAACUGUAUUUAUUCACUAUGAAUAUUCCAUUUCUGCAUAACUCCAAAAAAGAAAAAACAACAAGCAUCCAGUUGCCGUAAUUUAUUGAUCAUCCGUGGCUAUCUUUUUAACUUACGUUGUCUAUUCCUAAAACCAAAA
This is a messenger RNA of Drosophila busckii, 1391 nucleotides long. RefSeq names its product ER lumen protein-retaining receptor (gene KdelR). Bases 324 to 962 code for a protein of 212 amino acids. Gene Ontology annotation, biological process: endoplasmic reticulum to Golgi vesicle-mediated transport; protein retention in ER lumen. NCBI's taxonomy places the organism in Eukaryota, Metazoa, Arthropoda, Insecta, Diptera, Drosophilidae. The record is from RefSeq and is a predicted model, not a curated record. Gene Ontology annotation, cellular component: cis-Golgi network; endoplasmic reticulum; membrane. The transcript has 2 exons. Gene Ontology annotation, molecular function: ER lumen protein retrieval receptor activity.